Engraulis encrasicolus (European anchovy) is the source of this 6157-nucleotide messenger RNA. RefSeq names its product pre-B-cell leukemia transcription factor 4 (gene pbx4). The transcript is spliced from 10 exons. Gene Ontology annotation, cellular component: nucleus. The record is from RefSeq and is a predicted model, not a curated record. Bases 297 to 1442 code for a protein of 381 amino acids. Gene Ontology annotation, molecular function: RNA polymerase II cis-regulatory region sequence-specific DNA binding; DNA-binding transcription factor activity, RNA polymerase II-specific. Lineage: Eukaryota; Metazoa; Chordata; Actinopteri; Clupeiformes; Engraulidae. Gene Ontology annotation, biological process: eye development; neuron development; regulation of transcription by RNA polymerase II.
AGCAUAGUAAGAUAGAAGAAAAAGUCGACCAGAGGUGGCGAGUUGGAAGCAUGUGGGGUUGACUUUUAAUCUGUGUCGAGUUGGUCGUGUUUUCGAAUUGUUUUUUUUUUAAUUAGCCACAUACCUGGUUAAAUCCAGUUGAAGCGCGAGGAGAACCCUGCGACUGGCUCUGGUCCUUGUUAAGGACCCGUUGAACAGCUAGCUGGCUACAUGGUAUUUUGUUGUCGCUAGCUUAGCUAAUAGCCUGCGAGGUAGCUCCAUUGCAAGAAGAAAUUGUUGAAAACUUCUGUGGAAGUAUGGAUGAUCAGACCCGGAUGCUGGCGGGUCUGGGAGCACUCGGCGGAUUAACACCAGCCGAUGUUGACCCUGACUCGGUUCGGAAGCAGCAGCUCGGCCAGCCUCAGCAGGACAUUGGGGAUAUUCUUCAACAAAUAAUGGCCAUCACAGACGAGAGCCUUGACGAAGCGCAGGCAAGAUGCUGGUCAGAGGAGGCUCCGACGCAGUGGGGCGGAACUGACGGCCCCUCGGAGGGAGGGGGAGCUGGAGCUGGGGGGGGCACGGCGGGGGGUGCCCUGCCUCUCAACUUCCAGCACAGGAAACAUGCCCUGAACUGCCAUAGGAUGAAGCCCGCCCUCUUCAGCGUCCUGUGUGAGAUCAAAGAAAAGACCGUCCUCAGUAUCCGCGGCGUGCAGGAGGAGGACCCCCCGGAUCCCCAGAUCAUGCGUCUGGACAACAUGCUGCUGGCGGAGGGUGUGUCCGGACCGGAGAAGGGCGGCGGGUCGGCGGCCGCGGCCGCAGCUGCAGCAGCGGCGGGAGGAUCCCCCAACGACGGCAGCAUCGAGCACUCUGACUACCGCGCCAAGCUGGCCCAGAUCCGCCAGAUCUACCACUGCGAGCUGGAGAAGUACGAGCAGGCGUGCAGUGAGUUCACCAACCACGUGAUGAACCUGCUGCGGGAGCAGUCCCGUACGCGGCCCAUCUCGCCCAAGGAGAUCGAGCGCAUGGUGAGCAUCAUCCACCGCAAGUUCAGCUCCAUACAGAUGCAGCUCAAGCAGAGCACCUGCGAGGCCGUCAUGAUCCUGCGCUCACGCUUCCUCGACGCCAGGCGUAAAAGACGCAACUUCAACAAACAGGCGACUGAGGUGCUGAACGAGUACUUCUAUUCGCACCUGUCCAACCCCUACCCCAGUGAAGAGGCCAAGGAGGAGCUGGCUAAGAAGUGCGGCAUCACCGUCUCUCAGGUUUCUAAUUGGUUUGGCAACAAGAGAAUUCGGUACAAGAAGAACAUUGGUAAGUUCCAGGAGGAAGCGAACCUGUACGCGGUAAAAACAGCAGUGGACGCUGCCAAUGUGUCAGCGCAAGCGAGCCAGGCUAACUCUCCGGCGACGCCCAACUCAGGUGGAUACCCUGCACCGUGCUACACACCUGACGGUCGGCUAUGAGGAGCUGUCAGGAGCAGGUCUUUUUACCCCACACAGCCUGGACGCUAACAACAGCUGGCAGGACACCACCAACCCCCCCUCAGUCACCUCCCCACCCGGCCCACCCGGCAGCAUCCAUUCAGACACCUCCAACUAAGACAAAAACACUCCUUGGCCCCCCCAACGGCUCUCAAAUUCUCGCGCUCUCGCUCACACACACACAGACACACACACUUGCUCUCUUGCACGCAGACGCACCAACCGACACACACACACACACACUCCCUCACGCAGAGACUGUACCCGGCCGACUCCCCAUCCUCCCUCUCAGCUCCGCAGUCCUGACAUGGGGCAUUCUUCCACACCAUUCGUCGACUGCCACGACUUCCCUGCUUUAAGUACCCCUACCACCCCCAGCUCCCUGAAAACAAAAAACCCUGAAAAUCGAUGACACUACUACCCAUGAGCCUACCUCCCUGUGGGCCACUCCACUGGGCCGUGCUGGGGCCAGGCAUGAUGGGAGGGGGGGUGGAAAGCACACAAAAAAAACACUCAGCGCCCGCUCCACUCCGCUCCUGUGGGGCUGUAGGAGAGGGGGAGGCAGGAACACGUCAGACACACACAAAAACCAGACAGGACAGGACUGGACUGCCCUUCACUGCCCUGCUGGAGGGCAGAGGUCACAGUAGUGCUGGACUACCAUCAUCACCACGACCUGUACACACACACACCUCUACCACCCACGCAGGAGAGAUGCGGACAGGACAACAACAACAACAACAACAACAACAACAACAAAAAGAAAGAGGCUCUGUGCUGUGAGCCAAACAACUACACGCUGCACAAAGCGCAACACAAAACAUGAAGUCAUGUAACGAGACAGACAGACAGCCUUUGAUGUGAGCGGAUCCACACUGACCCGAGACAAACGGACUCGCUCAUCACCUCCCCACUACCCCCAAACACGCACAUGCAUACAAACACACAAACCUGACACAUACACAUACACAUACACAUACACAUACAUAUGUUCGCAUUAUACACCUUCACAAAUGUACAAACAAGAUGUCACCCUCUGCGGACUUGUUUUUGUGGACUUAACUUGGAGGGUGAACCUCAGCAAGGUGGCUGAGUAUUACAGACGCCCUUCCUUUAACCCCCAGCGGUGGGGGGAGGACUGGUCCAACUCUUCCUUCAACCAGACCUCCUUCUCCGUAUGCCUCUCUCCAUCCCUCCCUUCCUUCCUGGGUUCCUUCAACGGCUCUCCAGCCUUACUCCAUCAUCAUCAUCAUCCAUCAUCAUCAUCAUCACCCCCGCCAACCAACACAGUCACCACUACCACCACCACCGCAGAAACUACCACCACGCUUGUACCAAAGUGCUGUUCUUCAACAGUGGUCAGCCCCUAGCCCUCUUCCGUUUCUAAAAAGACGACAACCUCAAGGCAUCUGUGAACUGAACCACACACACCCAUGCAAGAUCUUUAUCCUCCUGUCAUUCUGUUCUGCUUGUUGCAAGUCCGUUCCUCUUUAAAUUUGAAAAAAAAAGAAAAAAGUUUGAAAAGAUUCAAAAUGUGGGGGAAAAGGUCAACGUAGCACUAUUAUCACAUAAUAAGCGAGAAGAACCUUAUAGUAUUGUACUAAGGUUGUUUAAAGUACUUUUCUAUUACGCUUGUAUAUGGACACUUGCAACACAGUCUCACACACACACUCGCACACAAACAAAUACAUGCACCCAUUUCAAACAAAUAAUGGAAACGUGUUAAGCACAAGAGAUUUUUCUUUUCAGCAAGUGGAUCGCUCCCAUAGGACACAGGUUCAGAGGAAAACGGUUGUUGCCUGUUUUGGUCACAGCAGAAAGUGAGUUUUUGAUGCCCCCACUACUACUACAGGGCCUUUGAGACAGGACAGUACUGUGUAGAACAGAGGCUGGGAAAAGACAACGUUCCAUUUCUAUCGAAGUGGAUUUCUGUGUUUGUAAUACACACACGCACACGCGCACUCUCAUACACACACGCACGCACGCACACACACACACACACACACACACGCAUACACACUCCACAGCCUCCCUGGUCACUUUCGUUUUAAAACUGUUUUUGUAAUACAUGGAUUUCAGUUUUGUUUUCCCUUAUUAAAAAUAAAUGUAGUCAAAUGUUUUUUAUUUUUAUUCGGAGUAAUGCCCCAGCCACCAAAUACAAAAAGAAGUACAUUGUAGAGUGGAAUAGCUGUUGUUAGAAAAAAGGGGGUGGGGAUGUAUGUGGGAGAUUGAAUGGGGAAUGGUUUCUUUAAAAACCAGAAAAAUGCUACGUGUAAUUGUCUUCCAUGCAUGUAGAUGUCUGUGUUUGUGGUGUUCAUUGGACCUGCACAUCUACAUCAGUUUACUUACCUGCUCUUGUUUGUUUGUUGGUCGGUCUGUCCGUCUGUCUGUCCGUUUACCACUUCUUUGAAAGUUGUCAAAUGUUGUUUUUCUUUGUCUUUUUUGAGAGGGUACUAAUGACAGACCAAAAAGGAGAAAAAAAAUCAUGCAUACCGUACACAAAACUAUUGGAGCUCAAGUCCUGCUAGCUGGUGUUUCUGUUCAUGCUAAUUUUGCUUUUUCCAAUGGUUUCUGUUUAGGUUUAACAGGUAGCUGUCAAAUAUUGGCCCUCCCCUCUCCACCCCCCUAAUGACCAGCUACAGUUGUUACCUGUACCUGUUGUUCCAAACCAAAAAAAAAAAAGUCUUCAAAUAUGUAAUUAUGGUGACAAAACUGCUGCGUGUUGGUCUGAAGAGUUACAGCUGGGGGGGGCAGGAGGAAGUGAGUCAGUUUUGCAUUGGUGUAUUUGUGUUCUUUUGGUUGUGUGUAUGUGUGUGUGAGAGCGCGUGUGUGUGUGUGGCGUUGGAUCUUGGCGUACUUUUCUUUAGGCGUAUGAAAGGUGUGGGCAGUGUGUGCUGUUGUGGGCGGUCUGGGGGGGGCGGGAUGGAGAGGUGGGGGGAAAGAUCAUCACCUGGUCACCUGGCACCCCUUGGAGUGCUUUUGAGUUUUGAUUGUAUCACGUGUGCAAUGGCAGCACCCAUUCCACAAGAAAGGCAGCGCUGUCGCUCUAGUUCUCACAGAUGACCCCCAUGGCGGGAACUCCACUCUUUGUCUGUUAUCUAGGCCACUCAUACAAGGGCUUUUUCUCUCUCUCUCUUGCACUCUCUCUCUCUCUCUCUCUCUCUCUCUCUCUCCUUUGAAAAUGAACCAAAAAGAACAGCACCGGGUGUGUGACGAUUCAAAACUAGAGCCUAUACAGAAACACAUUUUCCAUAUUUUUUAUUUUCUCUUAACUUUUUUUGUUAACAACAUAUUAAAAAAAGAAAAGUCAUGGUAGAAUCAGAGUGUUUUGAUAUAUAAAAUGACAAAUUCUACAUAUGGCAAAGGACACCGAAAUGCUUUUAUUGGAGUUCUGUUCAUUAACUGACCAAACUCUGAUGCGCUUUUCAAAGUAUUAGCCAGAUUUUAGUGUCCUCUGUUCUUAACUGUUACUUAGAAGCGUUUCAUAUGGCUGUCUUUUACAAGUAAGGCUGUUACUACACCAAAUUAUAAUUUUUUUCUUUGUUUUCUACCAGUUGUCUGUGGAUGUCACUGUACAGAUUGUGGAAUGUUUCAACAUAUAUCUUUUUAUAUAAAGAGUCUUUUUUUCUCCUUUUUUCCCUUCUUUUUGAGUUGCCUCGUUUGUUUUGCCUUUACUCUGCAUAUGUGGUAGAGCAACGUUUUAAUUUUUUUUAAGUUUGACUGUGGAUUUGGAGUGAUUUUAUUUUGCUUAUUUAGUGUGUUUUUUGUGGAAACCAAGUUUGAGUUUGGUGCAGUGAGAAACACUUCUUAACAUACAGAUUAGGCAUUUGUCCUUGUGUUCGUCCCCAUAAAACAGUUUUAACAUAAAUGUGCACUGUAGCAAUACUUUCUCCGCAGGCAGAAGCCCUAAAUGGCGCAGUCAUUCUCUGCAGAAUGUAGCUGAUCAAUUGACUUCUACAGGUCAGGCACAGAGAAUAGCUUUCUUCUUUAUACUCGGUCUUUAAAAAGAAACCUAGACAUAACUAAGGUUGUAUCACUCAUAUUUAACAUAGAUGUUUUUUUUUCCUUUUUAUCUUUUUUACGUGUUUGUGCUUAUUCAUAUACAUCAUGUCUAUGCUUAGCUUUGAGUAACGACAAAUGGAUACAGAUUUUUGUUUGUUUUUAAAGGUACCUGUACUAUGGUUACUAUGGUUACUGAGCCUGUGUUAGCCACCUUGCCUACUCUUCACCAUAGCGAUUCAGUCUCUGCACUGCUAAAGUGGCUUCCCCUGCACCAAAUCAGAACUGCAUCAAUAGCAUUUUUUAUACACUUUUGAUUUUUUUAUUAGACUUUUAGUGUCUCCUCCCUCCUUUCAUUCAUCUUUCUGCUUUAUUCACCCCAUUCUUUUUCUUCUCUACCUCUCUCUCUUUCCAUUUCUCUUGUAUAUAAAUCCCUCUGUUUUCAGACUGGUCAGUCUGUAAAAUCCUUUUAUACCUCAACUUUAGAACUGUUCUAGUAAGAGAAAAAUAUGAGAAUUGUAGUGUUCCUUAUUAGAAAUACAAAAAAAUUAAUAAAAUAAUCUAGUGUGCUUUUUAUCAUUUUGGGGUGUUUAUUUUGGGGAUGUUUAUUUGCUUGUUUUAAUGGGAACAAUGACCUUUAGUCACUACAACUAUGCUAUUGUGACUUACAAAAAAAAAUAAAAAAAAUGUAUAAAGAA